Messenger RNA from Glycine soja, 2113 nucleotides. RefSeq names its product digalactosyldiacylglycerol synthase 2, chloroplastic-like. Gene Ontology annotation, biological process: galactolipid biosynthetic process. Gene Ontology annotation, molecular function: digalactosyldiacylglycerol synthase activity. Lineage: Eukaryota; Viridiplantae; Streptophyta; Magnoliopsida; Fabales; Fabaceae. Bases 538 to 1929 code for a protein of 463 amino acids. Gene Ontology annotation, cellular component: chloroplast outer membrane. The transcript has 6 exons. The record is from RefSeq and is a predicted model, not a curated record.
GAUAAAUCAAUGGUUUGGUUUUUCAUUCCUCUUGGCUGAGGAUUGGUUGAAAAGCAAACCAGAAAUUUGGAAGCAGACAUUCAUCACGACACUGCUUACUCAGGAUAGAGAGCAUAUUCUGUUUCUCUCUCCUUAAUUCCCUUCCUUUCUCUCUCUUCGCCAUUCAUUUUCCACCAACUUAUUCUCUCUCUCUGAUCCCUUCCUUCUCCUCUUUUAAUUGACCCCUUCAAGUUUCAAUUUUGGGGUGUUCAAGAUUGGAAAAAACAGAAAAGAAUUAAAAGGGUGUGUGAGAUUCAAUAGGGUGGAUCGUGGUUUUGGAAACUGUACUGGUUUUGCUGGUUUUUGAAGCAUGCUUUUGUUGGGGCUUCUUAAUCACAGUGAUCACUAAUCAGUCCUUAAGAAAGACAUAAGCUUGAUGAAUGUUCAAGUGAUCAUUUAGUUAUCCUCUAAAGCAGUAUUUUGCUGGUGUUUUCCUCUGCAAUGGAGUUCUGAAUCUAUGAUGAUGAGAUUUCUUAUUUGAACCCACCCAAGAAACAGAUGGAUAAGAAAGAGCAUAUUGCAAUUUUUACUACUGCUAGCCUUCCAUGGUUGACAGGAACUGCUGUGAACCCUUUGUUUCGUGCUGCGUAUCUUGCCAAAAGUGGGGAAAGAGAUGUCACUUUGGUGAUCCCUUGGUUAUCUCUGAAAGAUCAAGGACUAGUAUAUCCCAACAAUAUUAAAUUUGCUUCACCCUCAGAGCACGAGAAGUAUAUCCGCCAAUGGCUAGAGGAGAGAGUUGGAUUUACAUGUGGUUUCAGCAUACAGUUUUAUCCAGGAAAGUUUUCUAGAGAUAAAAGGAGCAUUCUUGCUGUUGGGGAUAUUUCGGAGAUUAUCCCUGACAAAGUUGCAGAUAUUGCUGUUCUAGAGGAGCCCGAGCACUUGACAUGGUAUCACCAUGGGAAAAGAUGGAAGACUAAAUUCAGGCUAGUUAUAGGGAUAAUUCAUACGAAUUAUUUGGAGUAUGUGAAGAGAGAAAAGAAUGGAACCAUGCAAGCAUUUUUGAUGAAAUAUUUAAACAACUGGGUUGUUGGUAUAUAUUGUCACAAGGUAAUUAGAUUAUCUGCCGCCACCCAGGAUUACACUGGCUCCAUCAUCUGUAAUGUUCAUGGAGUUAAUCCGAAAUUCCUUGAGAUUGGCAAGAAAAAGAGGGAGCAACAACAGAAGGGAGAGCAGGCCUUUACCAAAGGUGCCUACUUUAUUGGGAAGAUGAUAUGGAGCAAAGGCUACAAGGAACUACUCCAACUUCUUAAAGAUCAUCAAAAGGAAUUAUCUGCUCUUGAGGUUGAUUUAUUUGGCAGUGGAGAGGACUCAAAUGAAGUUCAAAAAGCUGCAGAAAAGUUGGAACUAGCAGUUAGCGUUCACCCAGCUCGUGAUCAUGCUGAUGCUCGAUUUCAUGAUUACAAAUUGUUUCUUAAUCCAAGCACAACAGAUGUGGUCUGCACAACAACAGCAGAAGCUUUAGCAAUGGGCAAAAUUGUUGUUUGUGCUAACCAUCCCUCAAACGACUUUUUCAAGCAGUUCCCAAAUUGUUGGACGUACGAUGACGAUGAUGAAUUUGUUAAACUCACACUCAAGGCACUGGCUGAACAACCUGCCCAGCCUACUGAUGCUCAGAGACAUGACCUAUCUUGGGAGGCGGCCACGAAACGGUUUCUUAAGGCCGCCGACUUGGACAAGCCAUUAGAUAGAAAAUUGUUAAGAACAAGUUCAAACUUUCUGGCUGCCUCCAUAAAUUUGCAAGAGAAAGUAGAUGAAGCAUCAGCAUAUGUGCAUCAUGUAGCUUCUGGGUUUGAAGUAUCGAGAAGAAUCUUCGGUGCCAUUCCAGAUAGCCUGCAGCCAGAUGAAGAGCUACGCAAGGAACUUGGGUUGACUGAAGCUUCCACGAAAUAAGGUUAAAGAAAAAUGAUUUUGGAAUGUUGUGAUGUUAAUUAAAAUUUCUAGAGAUUCUAACUUCUAUUCAUAAUCGGUUACCCGUGCAUUCACAAGGGUCGUGCUUGUCUUUACACAUGUUUUAAAAUAAUUUAUGUAUAUAAUUAUUUGUUUAAAAAUAAAUAGAGCAUAUGUUUACAUUUUA